Menidia menidia (Atlantic silverside) is the source of this 1974-nucleotide messenger RNA. The record is from the annotation of a GenBank genome assembly. NCBI's taxonomy places the organism in Eukaryota, Metazoa, Chordata, Actinopteri, Atheriniformes, Atherinopsidae.
CGGGACUAUAGCUGAAUGACGGCAACCUGAUGCAAUGAGAAUGCGCCUUUGCUCUCUCAACAUAUAUAUAACACAUUUCUACCGCAGUUUCUUUCUUUGGAAUAAUGUCGGCAGAAUAUGUUAACAGAGACAAUGGCCCUGAGGGCAUGGAGCCAGAUGGCAUCAUCGAGAGCAACUGGGAGGAGAUCGUGGACAGCUUUGAUGAGAUGAACUUGCGUGAGACCCUCCUCAGGGGAAUCUAUGCCUAUGGAUUUGAGAAGCCAUCAGCUAUCCAGCAAAGGGCCAUUAUGCCUUGUAUCAAGGGUUACGAUGUGAUUGCUCAGGCCCAGUCUGGCACUGGGAAGACGGCCACCUUUGCCAUUUCCAUUCUUCAGCAGAUUGAUGUGGAGCUGAAAGGCACUCAGGCGCUGGUCCUGGCUCCCACCAGGGAGUUGGCUCAGCAGAUCCAGAAAGUGGUGCUGGCCCUGGGCGACUACAUGGGAGCCAGUUGCUAUGCUUGCAUUGGAGGAACCAACAUCCGCAGUGAGGUCCAGAAGCUGCAGGCUGAAGCGCCUCACAUAGUGGUCGGGACCCCCGGUCGAGUCUUUGACAUGUUGACUCGUAAAAACCUGGCAUCCAAGAACAUCAAAAUGUUUGUGCUUGAUGAGGCUGAUGAGAUGCUGAGUCGAGGCUUCAAAGAUCAAAUCUAUGAGAUCUUCCAAAAGCUGUCAAGCAACACACAGGUUGUCCUCCUGUCAGCCACCAUGCCAGCUGAUGUUUUGGAAGUUACAAAGAAGUUUAUGCGAGAGCCCAUCCGAAUCCUUGUGAAAAAGGAGGAGCUGACCCUUGAGGGCAUUCGCCAGUUCUACAUCAAUGUGGAAAAAGAGGAGUGGAAGUUGGACACGCUCUGUGAUUUGUAUGAAACCCUGACUAUCACCCAGGCGGUAAUCUUCAUCAACACGAGGAGGAAAGUGGACUGGCUCACAGAGAAGAUGCAUGCUAGAGACUUCACUGUGUCUGCUCUGCAUGGUGACAUGGACCAGAAAGAGAGAGACUUGAUCAUGAGGGAGUUCCGCUCUGGGUCCAGUCGGGUCCUCAUCACCACUGACUUGUUGGCCAGAGGCAUUGAUGUCCAGCAGGUGUCCCUUGUCAUCAAUUAUGACCUGCCAACCAACAGAGAAAACUACAUCCACAGGAUUGGUCGGGGUGGACGUUUUGGCAGGAAGGGCGUAGCCAUCAACAUGGUGACUGAGGAUGACAAACGCACCCUGAGAGACAUUGAGACCUUCUACAACACCACCGUCGAGGAGAUGCCCAUGAAUGUGGCCGACCUCAUCUAGAUGACCUGCCAUCACUCACCCCAGCCAGUUGUUUUAGAAGCUAAACUCUACUUUCUAAUCUGCAUUCUAUUGGCUACAUUUCACCUCCACUUUACCCUCUGUAUCCAAACAUUUGUAAGCUGUCUCUGCUUGUGUUGAAUGAUGAUUUUCUGAACUGCUCGUGUCUCCAGUGGUCGUUAAUGCCGGUGGCCCCAAACUGCCCGGUGUGAGCAGCUGUGAGCGGGCGGCUGCUAAGGCUUUCCAGCAGGCCGCCUGUGCAGGGGCACGGACCUCAGGCCGCCGCCGCCCGCCCCCCCCCCCCGCCCGGUGUCAGGGGCUCUGCCCCCGGCCGCCCGGUGUCGGGGGCUCUGCCGCUGCUCACCCCCCCGGUGGUUUUACUGCAGUUCACUUUGUACCUGACAUUGUUGUGAUGAAUUGAAAGCAUUUUAUUUGGCCAGACCAGUAUUUGGAAUAAUAACCUUUGUAACUUAACAGCUUUCAGCCUUCUUUUAUGAUGGGAUGGGGAGGGUUUACGGACCAAACUAAAAGUAUAUUAAAACCGAAAAAUCAAACAUCAAUGUCUCGACUGCGUCAGCUCUCAUUAAAAUGCUGGUCAUCAUGGGGUGUAUGUGGUGUCUUUUUUUUCUUUUCUUUUUUUUUUUUUUUUUUUCUUUUU